AGAUCUAAUUCUAGUACAUUAUAAUCCAGAUCUAGGUUACCCAGAUCUAAGCAUGCAUUUGCAUCUAUCAACAUAAAUAAGUGCUAUUAACCCUAAAGUGUCAUGGAAAGCUCUGUCUCAAAUAUGUCAUCUUUGGGCACCAAGGUAAACAAAGACAGCCUUCCACACAGGUCUGAGUUUGCAGGACAGCAUAGAGAUAGUAGGCCUAUGUUGAAGCAAGGCAUGGAAUGUUGUCUGGUCAGUGCAGAUAGUCUAUCAGCAUUGGAUGUUGACAUCAAGUACGCAAAGUCAAUAACCAAGGAGGAAAAGGAGUACUGGAAAAAACAUUUGCCGAGAGGGUUUCAGUUCUGCUUGAAAGGCUUGGCAAGGAGUGUCAUUUAUCACCAGCCUGAGAAUAUCACAGAGUUUGCAGCUCAUUAUUUCGAAAACAACCUCCAUCUAAGAAAUGCAGAGCUAUCCAAGUUACCAGAACAGUCCUAUUUCUCAAAACUCUGUCAAAAGCCUACAUCAGGAAUUCAACAGAAAGCUAUUAGGAGGCCAGAAAGAAACCCAAGCUCAUCUCAAGCUACUCACACCAUUGCUCAAGAGAAGCACAGCAUUGAUUCGCAGUCAAUUAACCUGCAGCAUGAUAGUCACUCUUUAACAGUCAAGCCAUUUUUGUCAUCACUAGUGGGACUAGAGGAGACACAUGUUAUAGGCAUAGCAGAUGAUAAGGCAAUGGAUUCUGCCGUAGAGGAAAAGGAAACACAGCUGCCGACAUCUUCUCAGAAACAAGACAUGUCAGCCUUGAAGCAAAACUCUGCUAGUUCUCAGAUGCACACUUUAGUAAAAAAGGAAGACACAAUCAGAAUCUGUAGAAAGAGAUUUGAACCAAAUGUUAGUGAAUUAGGUUCAGAGAAAGUACAAGUUCCCACCUUGUCUGAAAACUGCAUUUUUAAAGAAGAAAGAACUCUUGAAACCUCUGCACAAGAAACAUUGAGACACCACUGGACGAGCAGCUUUCCCAGCCAUGAAUUAUCUGACGUGAGGGAAACCAGUGACAUUUAUAUUUCUAGAAGUCAUACUGUUUGUGGAGCAUUGCAUGAAACUAAGUAUUAUCAGAAUGGUCUGACACUUCAAGGCAAGAACUCUGACACUGGUAGCCAGCAAGUGGUCAACAGCAACAUUAGCAAUAAGAAUGCAGAGGGAAUAAAUGAUCAGGCUGACUCCUGCCUUUAG
Biomphalaria glabrata is the source of this 1218-nucleotide messenger RNA. RefSeq lists its product as uncharacterized. NCBI's taxonomy places the organism in Eukaryota, Metazoa, Mollusca, Gastropoda, Planorbidae. The coding region runs from base 103 to 1218 and encodes 371 amino acids. The transcript is spliced from 4 exons. The record is from RefSeq and is a predicted model, not a curated record.